AUGGCGACAACGGGCUGCAUGAGGACAAAACCAACCGCGGCCCUGGAAGCCUUACUGGGCCUCCCGCCGCUGCACCUCUUUAUACAACAAGAAGCGCUGGCUGCGGCGGUACGUCUCAAAAAAUCUAAUCUCUGGAGACCGCCUAGGGUGCCACACACCGAAAUCCUCUACGAGGCCAUAGGUAAGGAACCGCUUAUAGAAGCGGUGACUGACAGGAUACCCAAGCAGUUCGUCUUCGACAAGAAAUACAAAAUACAAUUACACGAAGAACCCCAUGAAGGACUCAACCCAAGGGAGCUGAGAAUCUUCACGGACGGAUCAAAAACAAGGUCAGGCGCUGGGGUUUUCUCAGAGGACCUAAACAUAAACAUCUCGACACCACUUGGUGCCCAUAACACAGUCUUCCAGGCGGAAUGUAUGGGCAUUAUAAUGGCAGCACACGCAAUCGUCUCAAGGGAAGUAAUGGACUACCCCAUCCGCAUACUCUCUGAUAGUCGAUCAGUACUACAAACUCUACAAAGUUAUACUUUCACUUCAGGGCUAAUUUACGAAUGUCACAAAGCUCUGUCAGAGGUAUGUACCACCAAUGGCGUAACUCUGCAGUGGAUCAAAGGACACAGCAACUCACGAGGUAACGAUGCAGCCGACAUCUUGGCGAGAGGUGGCUCGGAACUGAAGGUGGCAGGACCUGAGCCAAUCCUACCUCUGCCAUAUGCCUGGCUCCGGAACACGCUGCGACACAACACCAAGACGAAGCAAAGCAUUUGUACUCGGGUACAAGAACAUAUUAUUAUAGCUGAUGACAAGCACCGCCAACUAAAGUCUGCGGUCUGGGAGCAUGACAUGGAUAAGACUCUGGUUCUCGCCAAGGAGGAGCCAUAUAUUCCCAGAAUGUUGCCAGAGGCCAUUGAGACUGAAAAUAUCUAA
This is a messenger RNA of Cydia fagiglandana, 927 nucleotides long. RefSeq lists its product as uncharacterized. NCBI's taxonomy places the organism in Eukaryota, Metazoa, Arthropoda, Insecta, Lepidoptera, Tortricidae. The record is from RefSeq and is a predicted model, not a curated record. Gene Ontology annotation, molecular function: RNA-DNA hybrid ribonuclease activity; nucleic acid binding. Bases 1 to 927 code for a protein of 308 amino acids. The transcript has 2 exons.